AACAAUGGUUUCCAAAAUUCCAAAUCUUUUAGGGUUGUUGUUUUAGGUCGUACCAUCGGCCCUUUGGCGCUGUUAUUGUAGUUGUUCGUUUAGAAAUUUGCACGCGAGUAUCUCCGUCGAAUGAACCGCAUCUAGUCACGAUAAGGCAUUCAUUGCAUUACGAGACGUGAGGACUUCGGUCGCCAUUGUGUUGUGUCGACGGCAACAAGACAAGGGUUAGCGAGUACCUUGCUUGACGCCCCAAAACCAAACGAACACUUCAAGCCCUUUAACUCAUCUUCUCGUGAAACUUUUGGAAAGAUGAGUUCGAAAUCUGAGAAGGAUAGGCUAAAAGCCGUCCAAGAUAAAUGUCAGCAACUCCUAAAUGAAAUGCUACGGGACGAGGACAACAAAUAUUGCGUGGAUUGUGAUGCCAAGGGUCCAAGGUGGGCAUCUUGGAAUCUUGGCAUCUUCCUCUGCAUUCGCUGUGCUGGAAUUCACCGUAAUCUGGGGGUGCACAUUUCUAAAGUUAAAUCCGUCAACCUCGACACCUGGACCCCAGAGCAAGUGGUGAGUCUGCAACAGAUGGGAAAUAGCAGGGCUCGUGCAGUCUAUGAAGCAAAUCUGCCAGACAAUUUUAGACGACCUCAAACAGAUUCUCCUUUGGAAGCCUUUGUCCGUGCUAAAUACGAACAGAAGAAGUACAUUGCCCGCGAAUGGGUUCCACCAGUAAUUCCUAAGGUAAACUGGGACAAGGAAAUUGAAGAAGAGGAACAGGCAAGACGCCGCCGCAAAGAGAGCAAGUCAAGCACACCUCAAUUAGGAAGAAACUUAACUUCAUCCCCUGCAAGUCACUCUUCAACAUCUGAGAUCCCGGCUCCUCUUCCUAAGCCAAAAAGCUCUGCCAGUCCAAAACCUUCGCGUACUCUGGGGAGUAGCACUGUAACUGCCAUACCUGCGCCCAGCUCUGCACCAUCCAGUGCUACUCUGGACUUACUUGGCCUUGAUACGCCCACUGGAAGUUCUUCACCACCUAACAAGGGUGAUGACAUAUUUUCUGGCUUCCUGAGUGCACCCCCUGCUGCAGGACAUGCAAAUAAUGGGGUCCAGACUACAGAGACCCCUAAGGCAGAAACAGUGGGUACUGUAGACAGCAAGAGAUCUGCUGAGGAAAAUAGUUUUUUCAACCAACCAGCUGCGACUGCUCAAGAGAAAAAACAACUUACCAAAGACUCUAUUUUAGCACUGUACUCAAGUGUGCCUGCCUCAGGAACUCCCCCCGCGCAGGUUCCUGCACCGCAAUCUUUUGGUGUCUUCCCAGCCCAAAGUAUGUCUGGGUUUGGUGCAGUUUCUGCUCCUGCUAUGGGAAUGAAUUAUCCAAUGUCCAAUGGGAUGAUGAUGGGACAGCAAAUGCCUACGGCUGCCAAUGGCACUCAAAAUGGUGUCUUUGGUCCCCCGGGAAAUCAAGCUGGAAUGAUGCCUCCUGCUGGUGCCAUACCAAAUAUGACUUCUAACCCAUUCUUUAAUAUGACAGCAAUGCCACAAAAUAAUGUGCCCACCCCAAACCCAUUGAACCAGGAGCAUGAUUUGGGUAAUGUUAAUCUACUGGAUUUGGGAGGAAGUAACUCAAUUGUACUGCCACAGCUCCCACAGCAGAUGAAUAUGUUGAAUUUAUCUGGAACAGGAAGUAAUGUUUCUCAGCAAGCUUUUGGAAUGCAAAGCUCCGCUGGUAAUCCUUGGGCGACUUCUAACCAACCCUUGGGUAUGGCGCCACAAUCGAUACCCCAAAGUCAACCAUCUCUAGGUCAUACUUUAGCUACCAAUCUAUGGCAGUGAUAAUUAAAUGUUUGGCAAAUGCGAAGUUACAUUCAUGCAACAAAUCUUUUGACUGUUUAGUUGUGAACAGUAUUACAAGACUUGCAUAAAUUUUUGUGCUUAAUGCAAUUUAUGCUAGCUUUCAAUGUUUGAGGAGUGGCAUUUCUUUAUUAGUAUUAUUAAGAGGUUCUUCUAUUGUGUAGCAUGGCAAAAUGGGAUAUUUGAGCUACUUUUGUUUUGUGAAGUGCCUUGUCCAGCCAUUUUGCAAAGGCUUGGAUGUGUCUCCUGUUUGCUGCACAAAUAUGAAUUUGGCAUCACAUGGUCAAUCAUUUUAUUCUAUGUAUCCUGUGGAUCAGGGUAUCUUCAGUUUGUUGCUCAAUUUGGGUCUGCAAGUGCUAUGAUUUCAAGAUCCCGGUUAACUGGUAAUGUGGUAAGUUCCUUUGUUCAUUACUGUUCUGCAAAUAAAUGAACAUCUUGCAGCCCCAUAUCAUAUCUGGCCAAAGUUUAGGGGCUGGAAGAAUUAUCAGAAGUAAUUUUUGUGAUCUUAGUUUUUUGAGCUUCUGUUUGUGGUCUCUGGUCUGAGAAAACUAUUCUAUUUAUUUGUCAACAAAUGGACUGAAAUUUUUUAAACAAUUGCUUGUUUCUGUGCUUAUUUGCCCUGUAAUUUGUAAGUCAUAUAUAUAUAUACAUAUCUGGCAAGUUUAUCUUAUUAUUUUCAUCUUUGAAUGUGAGCUGCCUCAAAGUGCAGAUUGUCUUUUUUUAAAGGCUUUUUUUUGGGGGGGUGUUAAAAGAUAACUAGGCACAUUUGAUGUGGAACGAGUGAACUUAAUUAUUUGAAUUAUUCUUCGUUUGUGUUGUGUAUCUAUGAAACUGUGUAGUGUUCAGAAUGUGAAUAUUGUUUUCAUCAAUGAGAAUGUGGUAUUGUUGCUUUCAAAUUACAGGAGAGUCUUUCACUGUUUCAUGGCCUUAGAUGGGAGGUCCAAAUUUGUUGCUCUUCUUUAACGUGAAGUUUAUGUGUGUAGUAAUCAUCCAAUUUGGUCUUGUUUUGUGAUACUGUUUCAAACAUUCCAGCACACUUGCUUCUUUGCCAUUUUGUCUAGUUGAAUGUUCUUUAAUGAUUCUGUUUAUUAUGAAUUGUAACCCGUAAGCUUGAAGCAAGAACUGUUACCCAGGUUUUUGAAACAUGUUUUGGUCAUUUGAAUUACCUCUAUGAGCUAGGACGAAGGAAUAACAGUAGUUUUGCAGUAUUGAAAUUAAUUUGUAGAUGGUUCUUGCAGUUGUCCUGCAAUGAGCAUCAACUUUUUUCUCAUCUUGGAGAAAAAGGGUUGGCUCACUUAUGCAGUUGUUCAUUCAGACACGAAUGAUGACACCUUUUGUUUUGAUUAGGGGUAGACUUCUUUGAGUUGUUUUCAAGACGUUCCUUGCAUUACAUUUUGUAGACGGCUGCAGAAUGAACUUGUCAUCGUACUAUUUGUUAGGACCGUUCUAAUUAUCAUGAUUGUUAUAUGGAAGUAGUCCAGUUACCAUUUUUUAUGCUGUUCUGUGACAUAAGUGCUUUCUGUUGUUGACAUUUUAAAAUACUUUGAUUUAAUUUGAAAUCAUGUUUUAUGGUUGAUAGAUAUAAUGGUCAGUUUUAUUGUUGUGCAUACUAUGUAAAUGUACAAUCCUGUUAAAGUGUGAAUGUUAUUUUUCUUUUCCCUGUUUUUGAAUAUUAAUUGCACACAUACAGGGUGUCAAUAAUUGAUGUACAAGAGCUUAUGUCAAUGUUUCUUUCUUUUGUGUUAACAUUAAAAAGUGGAACUUUUAACACA
Thrips palmi is the source of this 3605-nucleotide messenger RNA. Its product is annotated as stromal membrane-associated protein 1. NCBI's taxonomy places the organism in Eukaryota, Metazoa, Arthropoda, Insecta, Thysanoptera, Thripidae. The coding region runs from base 301 to 1815 and encodes 504 amino acids. The record is from RefSeq and is a predicted model, not a curated record. Gene Ontology annotation, molecular function: GTPase activator activity; metal ion binding. The transcript has 9 exons.